GCAGGUAGUUCAAGGAAGAGAGCGGAACAUCUGUUGAGAGUAAACAAGUUGUCUUCCAAAAGCAACAGAAAGACUAGCUAGAAAGCACUUCUUCUUUCUUUAAAUCGUCGUAAUGUUGAGCAAGUGAGAUAGGAGGGAAAACAGGAGGCGACGGGGCCCUUGGACGUUUUCUCAAGUUUUAUCAGCGUCGGCAUUGCGACACCUACGUUGGUUUUAUUUUCCUUCCCUAUUAGUCGACUUUGGCUCUUAAAACUAUAAACUACUGGUUGGCUAGAAGAGGUUGUUUUGUGGAUGAAACUUACGUCUGUAGACUAUUAAUGCGCCCACCGCCGGUGCAUGAGUGACUAUGUUGCUUCAUCUUCACUACCUCCUCUUCCUCCUGCCCUGCGCAGAGCUGGCCUGUGUGAUGAGGUCAGCACCCAAACAGGAAGGGUCACCAGAGGAAGUGUUUGUGGAUGAAGGGGAGGCGAAUUCGUUCCUGGGUCGUCAUCUGAUGUUUAACCGUUUCGACUUUGAGAUUUUCGUCCCUGGAGAUUUGGAAAGGGAGUGUUAUGAGGAGGACUGCAAUUACGAAGAAGCAAGGGAGGUUUUUGAGGACACUCCGGCUACAAACGACUUUUGGAAGAAAUACAUCGCAGAAAAGGAGGAGCAGCCCUCAAGAGUGGACAUUACUUCCCUGUUGGUGGCACUGGUUGUUGUUGGAGUGAUCUUUGUCCUGGUGGGCCUCCUCAGCUGGUAUUUUUGUCCAGGCAAAUGUAAGGACGACUUCAGCCGAGCCAGUUCAGUUCGGGUUCGUCCCAGGAGAAGCAAUGCGCCUCUCAUCAUGCAUCGACUAGAGGAAGUGUCCUUACAGCCCGUGCCGCCACCCCCGAUAAUGGAGGACGUGGAUCCACCUGGACUGCCCUCUUACGAGCAGGCCAUCGCAAAAAGUGGACAACACGAUGCCCCGCCUCCUCCGUAUCCUGGUUCGCGAGCUGGAAGUAUUCGUUGGUAGAGUCUUCCGAGGAGCUUCACAUCUAUUGUACGCCAAUCUUUACAUGAUCGCAAGAUAUAGUUACACAAGAUACAGUGCAGGACUUUCUAAUUGACUUUUUAUUUCCCUGCAAAACUUAAAAAAUAUUGUGUGCAGCAGCCUGUAUUAUGUUUCAUCCUAAAUUAACUUUGUACUAAAAUCCAAAAGCCUACACUGAAUAAGCGCUUUUACCAUUUGAUUCUAAAUCCACUGAAGAUCAACUGAAAGUGAUCGUCUGCAAUGUGAAAUCGCAUUUUACAUUGACAGAAUACCGGUAUUUACAUUUCUGACUGUGGUGACAAUGGAAGCAAACAGAAGGGUUAACAGCAGUAAAACACGUUUUAAUGUCAGGACAGAUGGAAAUAAUCAUGCAGUUGUCUUGAAUUACUAUUUGAUUCUAAUUAGCAACGUGUUUUUUCAGCAGCAGUCACUGCAUGCAAAGUAGCACUGAGCACUUUGUUACUUACUUGCAUGCAUGUUUUACCUUUUAGCGUCGUUUAAAUAAUAUUUCAACAAUAACGUCAAGUAUCAUUUUGAUGUCCGUAAAUGAGUUACGAGGAUUGAGUGAGAGUGAUGUUAUGCAAUAUGAAAUCACUUGUAUGAAGUAUGUUUAUUGAGCCAACAGAUGGUGACAUUUUACACCGACACAAUACAGGUAUUUACAUUUCUGACUGUGGUGACGAUGAAAGCCAAGAAAACAGCAGUAAAACACAUUUUAAUAAGAUGAAAAUGAUGAUGCAAAUAUUCUUCAUGAGAAGGGGUCAAAUUUGUACUUGAAGUGCAAAUCUUUUUUUUCUCGAUACUUUGAAUAAACUAAUAUUU
This is a messenger RNA of Dunckerocampus dactyliophorus (ringed pipefish), 1834 nucleotides long. It is a transcript of the gene prrg4, whose product is annotated as proline rich Gla (G-carboxyglutamic acid) 4 (transmembrane). Gene Ontology annotation, cellular component: extracellular region. Bases 347 to 994 code for a protein of 215 amino acids. Lineage: Eukaryota; Metazoa; Chordata; Actinopteri; Syngnathiformes; Syngnathidae. Gene Ontology annotation, molecular function: calcium ion binding. The record is from RefSeq and is a predicted model, not a curated record. The transcript is spliced from 6 exons.